Molecule: messenger RNA, 794 nt
Organism: Punica granatum (pomegranate)
Lineage: Eukaryota; Viridiplantae; Streptophyta; Magnoliopsida; Myrtales; Lythraceae
Source: RefSeq, a predicted model, not a curated record
CUCAAAUAUCAAUCAAUAAGCAGUUUGUGUUCAUUACAUCAUCUAUAACAAAGAACCAAGCGGGCUUAAUUUGAGAGGGAGAAAUCACAGAGAGCUCCAUGGCUUCGAGGCAAGGAAUGAUGAUGGCGACCCGUUCGGAAUUCGUGGAUGCUGUGCACGAGGAUUUUACGGAAUGGACCGAAGAUGCUGCUGCCAAUGUUCUAACUGUUCGUCUUCCAGGUUUUAAGAAGGAACAAAUCAAAGUCACGUACGAUCAGAACCCGCCUAAAAUGACAAUUAGAGGGGAGCGCCCAGUCGGGAGCAAUGUUAUGAUUCAGUUCAGCAAGGACUUUCCCAUACCUGACAACUGCAAAAUCAAUGGAAUGAAAGCGAAAUUCGACCGGCGACAGGUCCUGACCAUAACAAUGCCGAAGAAUACCAUCAUCGCGAAGGAGGUGGGGGAUCUGGCUGCAGCAGCCAAAAGGGAAGUGCCGGUUAACCCAGGGAUGGCAGUUAUUGUGAUCGUGGCGGUCGGAGCUUAUGCUGGCUACAAGUUGGGCUCUUCCUCACACAGCAGAAGCUAAAUCAAAUGAAAAUAAUGGACUGGAAAUAAAAUCUGUGUAUAUAUCGACAUGGAAUGACUUGAAUUAGGUUAACCAAUCGAAGAACCAUACACGUUUGCUUUUCUUAACUCAUCCGAGCUCGAGUAUACAUCUGCAUUUACUCCUUUGUAACAGUAACUUAAUCCUGGAGGCUCCUGUUCCGGCAAAAAAAUUAUUUGCCAGACAAGAUAUGCAAUUGUGCGUUCGAGUUUC